Molecule: messenger RNA, 1334 nt
Organism: Chiloscyllium plagiosum (whitespotted bambooshark)
Lineage: Eukaryota; Metazoa; Chordata; Chondrichthyes; Orectolobiformes; Hemiscylliidae
Source: RefSeq, a predicted model, not a curated record
UUUAAUCCCUGAAUCAUGAUGUUUAAUUGCAGGUACAAACCACCAGCCAGUGAUAAUAAUCCAACCCUGGAGGAUCCAACUCCGGAUUAUAUGAACCUAUUGGGGAUGAUCUUCAGCAUGUGUGGGCUGAUGUUAAAGUUGAAGUGGUGUGCCUGGAUCGCUGUUUACUGCUCUUUUAUCAGCUUUGCAAACUCCCGCAGUUCUGAAGACACAAAGCAAAUGAUGAGCAGUUUCAUGUUGUCAAUUUCAGCAGUGGUGAUGUCAUACCUGCAAAACCCACAACCCAUGUCUCCACCAUGGUAAUGGAUUGGGCCACCCCAACAUCACCAUGGUCACGGUUGGGCCACACCAAAUUCACCAUGGUCCCAGGCCAUGUCAUGACCACACCACCAUGGUCAUGGCCAGGGCCGUGCCCACGUCACUAUGGUCAUGGCCCUGGGCCAAUGAUCCAGCAACCCCCGACUGCCCCACCUCUCCCAUAUCAUCAUACCAUGUCAAUGACUCAGACCCCAUGCUUAGUCUGAUUGUGAUAAUGGCACAGACCUGUAAUCAUUUCCCUGUUAUUGCCAUGGUAUUAGCUCAAGAACCUCCCCAUCUUAUAUUACCAUGGCAAUAGGGCACCCCAUCCCUCCCAGUAAUGGCUGGCACCAUAACUGGUACACGCAGUCCCCUCCCACCGCUGCACCUCUUCGUCCCUUCGUAACCUUGCCCUCUGCAGGACUCAACGAUAAUCACAGAACUCAUGCUUUGCCCUUCCUGGAUGUUACAAUGUAUGAAGAUCAAGGGAAAGCUGUCAUUGCCGAAGAAAUAACUUAAAUUACCUUUUGUUAUUCUGAAAUGUAUCAGCUAUACAAUUUAUUUAAAUUGUGAAUAUUAAUUGAAGCAUGUGGAGAAGCUGUGGCCAGACCUCUGAGACCUGUGUGUAAAGUUUUCUGAUCUGGGGUCUGACAUCAAUUGGAAACUGAUUUGCUAUUUUCAACCAGGAUCCUAGCACCAGCUCCCACCCAGUGCCAGGUUGUCCCUUAAUAUGUCACUUUUAUACAACUUUGCAAGAACUCUCAUGAGAAUUUGAUUUAAGGAGCAACUCAUAACUGAAGCUGCACACCAGUCUGAAGUAGCAGCAGAAGCAAGUUGUCCAAUUCAUUUGGCAACACUAAUUCAUCUAAAUAGAUAUUUCACCAGUUUCCUAAAAGCCGCUUGGUUAAUGAAUACCAUUUAACACAAGAACUGACUCUCAAUAUUCUUGUGUUGUUUUAAGAUUCUUGCUUCGUGAGUGUUUCUCUUGGCAACAAAUAGGAUGUAUAAGAUCUCACUGAAUAAAGAAAAUAAAUAUU